UUCUCAAAGUACUAAGCAAAUAGCAUUCAAUAAUUCCGAGAACUGUGAGUCAAAGAAACACCGAUUAUGGCUUGGGUCCCCAAUUCGCGUUUCGAGCACGACCUAGUGCAUAUGGAGCCGGGCUUUAACCUCAUCCAGGGUCAGUUGGCCUACGAGGAGAAGAGAAAAUUGGAGUUCAGGACAUCCCCAAAAAAUCCCUACGAACAUCUGACUGUUCGGGAACAACUGCAUGAAUCAGCUGGUGGAAAGGGCCGGGAAAUCCGGCACAGUCUCCAAAUGAUGGAGAAGAUCCAAAAAAUAGCGGGAACGAAACCGCUGGGCGAGCACGCCACCAUGGAGGACUGGGAUGACACUGGAACGGCGGAGCAGGAGGCGGUGGCCAUGAUGCGGCACUUCGGCAUGCAGUCCCUGGGGCAGGACUCACUCCCCGCCACGUCGAAGAUUACUUUUCCACAAAUCAAGGAACACGGGAGCGAACGAUUUCCCCUCAUAACAAAUCCCGAAAUCUUCACUCCGCGUGGGUUGCGGAGACCAAAGAAUCCUCCAUCAUCGGACUGCAGUCUCAAUGAUUCAGCGGAUAAUUCCUUUCACACAGCCGAAAGUAUGACCAGCUGCAUUUGGCUCUAUGGAACGGGAAUGCCCCAAGUGUGGAGUAGCCCAGAAAAGAAGAGCGAAGAAAGGAAGCGGGAGACCUUCGUCAAUAAACCCAGGGUGAUCCCAUUUAACACGGAAAAAUCCAAGGGAAAAAGGAAGAACCAGCGGCCAAGCCAAAAGGAAAGACUUCGCCAGCAAAAGGAAGAUCAACUUUUAAAGCCCAUCGGUCUGCACUACAUUGAUUGAAUUCCAGUAAAGUUGGUUUAAAAAGUAAAGAAACUUUUUAACGGCUAUAUAAAGUUAAACACAUUUAAUAUUUGUUCACUCUUUCGUCAGUUAGCAACGGAGUUUUCUUUUUUUGAGCACGCAAUUAACUUUUUAAAAUCAAAAUAUGUUUAAAGUCACUUAAAAUACUAUUACACUUUUUUAGGUAGAAAAUAUUGAAAAAUGUAUUGAAACUGAAUUGAGCAUUCGCAUAUAUAUGUAUAUAUACAAAAACAAUGUAUUUACCUGAACAUUUCUUGUAUAAGUUUCAAUUAAUUUUUUGCUUAUACUUUAAUAAUAGUGAUAAACAAAGAAUUUAAAUUCUUAUAGUCAUUAAUAUGUUGAAUAUCGCUAAUCCCGCUAUUAAGAGUCGUAAGCUGUUUUGAAUAUAUGGUAAUUGACCGAAAUGAAUCUAAUUUUGAGAAUCAUUUUAUAAGCAAAAUAUAAGUUUUGAAAUUUAAUUUUAAAAAACGGCAUUUCAAAGCCAAAUACAAA
This is a messenger RNA of Drosophila rhopaloa, 1353 nucleotides long. RefSeq lists its product as uncharacterized. The record is from RefSeq and is a predicted model, not a curated record. The coding region runs from base 67 to 840 and encodes 257 amino acids. The transcript has a single exon. NCBI's taxonomy places the organism in Eukaryota, Metazoa, Arthropoda, Insecta, Diptera, Drosophilidae.